Nothoprocta perdicaria is the source of this 3187-nucleotide messenger RNA. RefSeq names its product chromatin assembly factor 1 subunit B (gene CHAF1B). Gene Ontology annotation, molecular function: protein binding. The record is from RefSeq and is a predicted model, not a curated record. Gene Ontology annotation, biological process: nucleosome assembly; DNA replication-dependent chromatin assembly. The transcript has 13 exons. NCBI's taxonomy places the organism in Eukaryota, Metazoa, Chordata, Aves, Tinamiformes, Tinamidae. The coding region runs from base 1 to 1716 and encodes 571 amino acids. Gene Ontology annotation, cellular component: CAF-1 complex; nucleus.
AUGAAGGUCAUCACCUGUGAAAUAGCGUGGCAUAACAAGGAGCCCGUUUAUAGCUUGGACUUCCAGCACGGGACGGAUGGGAAGAUCAAUCGGCUCGCCUCGGCUGGCGUGGACACCGCUGUUCGUAUAUGGAAAGUGGAAAAAGGACCAGAUGGCAAAGCAAUUGUGGAAUUCCUGUCCAAUCUGGCCCGCCACACCAAGGCAGUAAACGUUGUGCGCUUCUCUCCCAGCGGGGAGAUCCUGGCCUCCGGGGGAGAUGAUGCUGUAAUUUUAUUGUGGAAGCUGAAUGAUAGCAAAGAACUGGAACCAUUAGUUUUUCAAGAUGAAGAUGAAGCUCAGCUUAACAAGGAGAACUGGACAGUUGUUAAAACUUUAAGAGGUCACUUAGAAGAUGUAUACGAUAUUUGUUGGACCUCAGAUGGAAAUUACAUGGCAUCRGCCUCUGUAGAUAACACUGCUAUAAUGUGGGAUGUCAAUAAAGGACAAAAGGUUUCAAUAUUAAAUGAACACAAGAGUUAUGUCCAAGGAAUAACCUGGGAUCCUCUGGGCCAGUACAUYGCAACCCUGAGUUGUGAUAGGGUCCUGCGUGUGUACAACUCGCAAACCAAACGCGUAGCGUUCAACGUCACCAAGAUGCCUUCUGGGGCAGGAGUUGAAGGAGAGGCCAGGAGCUAUCGGAUGUUUCAUGACGACAGCAUGAAGUCAUUUUUCCGCAGACUGAGUUUUACUCCUGAUGGCUCCUCCUUGCUCGCCCCAGCUGGCUGUGUUGAAUCAGGAGAAAAUGUGACAAACACCACAUAUGUUUUCUCCAGAAACAAUCUCAAAAGGCCCAUGGGUCACCUGCCCUGCCCAGGAAAGGCAACUCUUGCUGUUCGGUGCUGCCCUGUGUACUUUGAGUUGAGACGUGCCCUUAAUAAAGAUGAAAUCAGUCAGAAAUCAGCCCCUGCUCUAUUUAACCUACCCUAUCGAUUGGUGUUUGCUGUUGCUUCAGAAGAUUCUGUGCUUUUUUAUGAUACCCAGCAGCCGUUUCCGUUUGGUUAUGUUUCAAACAUACAUUACCACACCCUGAGUGACAUUUCAUGGUCCAGCGAUGGAGCCUUCCUUGCUAUUUCUUCCACGGAUGGAUACUGUUCAUUUGUUACCUUCGAGAAGGAUGAACUGGGAAUACCACUGAAGGAGAAGCCGCAGCUGAGUGUCAGGACCUCCAGCACAACAGAGAAGAAAGUAAAGAAGAGCCAGUCACACAAAGCCAUUUCCCCAGGCUCCAGGCUGACAGAGGGGACUGCUCCUGGCAGGACCACUGAUGCCAGCACUCCCACUCUCCAAACUAGAACACCCACAGCUGCCAGUAAGGACUUGCCUUCCACACCUGUUGGCAUAAAAAACGUUCCAGCUUCAUCCUCAGACGAGAGGAAAAGCAGCCAGCCAGGCAGCCAGAGUACUAAAGGAAACCAGCCCAGGAGGAUUACUCUCAACACUUUACAAGCGUGGAGCAAGACGCCAAGGAGAAUAAACUUGAUUCCAGUGAAGACAGAUACUCCAGCCUCGAAACACACAGAUAUCGUUUCAAUACCUCCGUCCUUGGAACAGGAACAUGAGAGGCCUUUGCCAUCUGAUGACAUUCUUCCCCCCGCAUCUAAACGCCCUAGAACUGAAGAAAUGCCUCUUUCUUCAUCUCCGGAAGAUCAAAUGUGCUGCGACUCAAACAAAAGCUAAACUUCUAGUAAACUCUUUACAAUUUGAAGGCACAGCAGCCAUAUGUGAGAAUGCAUUUCUUCUUGCAAAUGUUAAAUCYUCAAUUCCUGAUGGAAGUACCAUGCGCAUAUUUGACAGAGAGCUGAGAAGUAAGAAGCUAGCAGUGGAAGACAAAGGCUUCAGGAAUGGAGCUUUGCAGAUGAGAAGACAGUCAGAAAGUGACUUUAAGGGCAGCUCUACUUUUUGAAGACGGCAUUGUUUUUCAAGAAAUGCCACAGUUUGAGGAAAUAGGAGGAUCCUGGGCAUUGAAAAGGUCCACAGUAACAGAAGCAUCUCCAUCAAAGUCACUAAAUUAGUAUUUUUAAACAUUAUGUCUUCCUGGAGCCUGUCUGGCAAAAGAUUAGAUUUUUUCCUAAAGACUUGAAUGCGUUCAUAAUGAUUUCUUGUGGUUUAAGACCAAAAAAAAAYAAAAACAAAAACUUUCUUUCUGGCAGCUUGGCUUGUACAUUUAGCAAUGUGCAAAAUUAUUCAUGCCCUCCAGUACAUGUGGAGUGAAAGCUGAUGUUCACAUGCUCUGAACGCAGCAGAUGCACUAUCACUAUUAUGASUGAAAUAGAAAUCAAAGCAUAACUGCAAGAAAUAGGGAAGCAAAAUGGAGAGACACCUUUGAAGACUUUUUACAAGUAUUAAGCAGUGGAAAACAACUCUUAAUUGUUCAGUCUCCUUUAAAGAAAAAGCAGACMUGAAUUAUUUUUGAGGCAGCAAAAGCUGACUGUGUACAUGUGAAAUACUGAUUUUCUUUUGUCCGAAUCUAAUUYCCUUAGUCAAUAAAAUAUAAUACAAAACCAAUGUAUUUUACACUUUUAGGAGGUCAUAUGUUUUAUUGUUUAAUGUUUCCUAUGUAAUUAAACUGAAUCUUGCAGCUUGAAAACAACGUGACCAAAAUGUUUGAAAACUCCAUUUAACUUUUUAUGGUACGUGGGCUGUGUGUGACUCCAAAAGUCACAGUCAAAAGUGGAGUGUGUAGCCAUAGUGUUCUGAAAUUGUUCAAUUCUUUUUUUUUUCUACCAUCAUGUACUUAUUUUUCAAACAUUAGGGUGGCUGUUGAAAGAUAAAUAGUUGAUCUUUUUACUGAUGGCAUGAAUAAGUUUUAAAUGGCAUUUUCUGUUGUGAUGAAGCAUACACCUCCCUCGUACAUUUCCAUCCAUUUCCAAUUUGAAGUUGUAAAGUAUGCAGGAGAGAAAAGUUGCAGUUCACUAUCUUCCGUUCUUCUAUACACCUGGUUAUUUUAAAUAUGUGCAGCUUUAUUAUUUUUCUGACAGUUUCUAAGAAUUUGGGUUGAUACUUUAGAAAAAGGGAAAUAAAAACGUUUAGGGUAAAAAUUGUAAAAAAAUUUCACAAGGACAAGUAUUAACAAUUAGCUGUGUUAGAAACACAGUAUCAAAUUUGAGCAAAAAAUAAAGAAUUAUAGGAAACUAAUAACAUCUUUCUU